Empidonax traillii (willow flycatcher) is the source of this 798-nucleotide messenger RNA. Its product is annotated as mediator of RNA polymerase II transcription subunit 20. The record is from RefSeq and is a predicted model, not a curated record. The transcript is spliced from 2 exons. Gene Ontology annotation, biological process: regulation of transcription by RNA polymerase II. Gene Ontology annotation, cellular component: mediator complex. Gene Ontology annotation, molecular function: transcription coactivator activity. The annotation marks the transcript as partial. Lineage: Eukaryota; Metazoa; Chordata; Aves; Passeriformes; Tyrannidae.
GUGGCCGACGCCAACUUUGACACCCUCAUGGUGAAGCUCAAGGGCUUCUUCCAGAACGCCAAGGCCAACAAGAUCGAGAGCCGCGGCACCCGCUACCAGUACUGCGACUUCCUGGUGAAACUGGGCACCGUCACCAUGGGGCCCAGCGCCAGGGGCAUAUCCGUGGAGGUGGAAUACUGCCCCUGUGUGAUCGCCAACGACUGCUGGAACCUGCUCAUGGAGUUCAUGCAGAGCUUCAUGGGCAGCCACACGCCCGGGAUCCCGUCGGUGUUCGGGGCCAAGCACGACAGCGUGUACAGCCCCGGGGACACCAUGGUGCAGUACAUGGAGCUCUUCAACAAGAUCCGCAAGCAGCAGCAGGUGCCUGUGGCUGGCAUCAGGUGAGGGGAUUCCCUGGAGCCGCUCUGGAUUCAUCCUCCCUGCUGCCUGCCCAGCGGGAUCGGCAGUCCCUCCGACACGCGGCACGGGACGGCUUUUUCCUCCUGCAUCUCCUUCCCCUGGUUCAAAGCCGAGUUUUCUAGUGCUGGGUGUGUUUCUGGUUGUUCUCCGUGGUUUGGAGCGCGUCUGGGGUUGGAUCCGUGGCUCUGUGGUUCUCUGGGCGAUGCUUCAGGCGAGGAAUCAGUGUCCAUCAGCGGGAAAUUGCAGAAAAAGGAGAAAUUCCAGCCAAGCACAAGGGCAGAGCUUCUGUGACUGCAAACAGCUACGGAACAGAGCUUUUAACUUUUAAUUUUUUUUUUUUUAGUAUCCACAUAAAAGUGUCUUCUUGUAUUUCACCCCAAUAAAACUGUAUUUUUGGAG